ACGUAUUUCUCAACAAGGCAUUCUUACUACAAACACCAUGCUGCUCACAGCUGCUAGCACCUUGUGUUAGGACCAGCACCUGGACAUAACAAAACAUUGUAUUACCUUAUGUGCACUUUUUCUUGUUUUUUGUUUGUUUGUUUGUUUUUUGUUUUUGUUUUUUUGUGCUGCUGUUUGCUUUGAUCAUGGCUGAAAACAGAUUUGUCUUGAUGAAAAGUCAAAUUCUGUAUCUGUUUUUUGUCUCAGGAUUUUGCUCCUUCGUGGUUGGCUCUUCAGACUUUCACCUUAUUGACCUUAAAAAGACCUAUAAUGAAGCAAAGAGCUAUUGCAGAGAGAUGUACACUGAUUUAGCAACAGUUCACAGCUUAGCAGAUAUGAAUAGUUUGAUCACUUUAGUUCCAACUGACAAUUUCAGAGCCUGGAUAGGACUGGAGAUUGGAGAUGCGUGGAUAUGGCACUGGUCUUGGCCAGAUCACAGAGUUGACUUUUUAAACUGGAAGGCAGGAGAACCAAAAAAAGAGAAUCGAGAUACAUGUGUAGCAAUGGAUCCACAAGGCAAGUGGUUUGAAAGUGAUUGUGGGACUAAAAGACAUUUUGUUUGUCAUGGCAAUGGUGCAAAAAGUGAUCAGAUUUUUGUUGCUGACACCAAAUCAUGGAGGGAUGCUCAGAAUCACUGCAGGGACUUAUCGUCUGAUCUGGUUAGCAUACACUCAGCAGAAGAAAAUGAGGCAGUGCAUAAUGUGUCUGUGUCACAAAAUGUGUGGAUUGGCCUCUUCAAAGAUCGCUGGAAGUGGUCGGACAGGAGCAACUCAUCAUUCCGUAACUGGAAACCCAAACAGCCUAACUACCUUCAGGAUCAGGAUUGUGUUGCUGCUAUAUUCAGUGGUGGACGGUGGAAUGACCUGAAAUGCAGUGGCAAACGCAGAUUCAUUUGUCGUGGGGCAAAGAAAUCAAUUCCAACAGCCACCAAUCGGACAAGUACACAAGACACCUUUCCAACAGAGGUCAUAGUAACAUUUCAUUUCACUGUAGUUGCCUCUACCAAACAACCAAACACUACUAAUGUUACCACUGAAGAAGAAACAACUGCAACUGAACUGACAAUACCAAAUACCACAGAUAUUGUAUACAGUACUUCAAGUAUUGAGCUAAACAAUACAACUACAGCAAUAGCAACUGCGACAGCAACGCGGCUACCUCCAGACCAGAACACAACGCAGCUUUCAACUCAAAUGUCCACUGAAAACAGCCAAAGUUUGCCUCCAGCUAAAGGAAAUUUGAUUCUAAUCCAGCAAAACAUGACGUGGAUUGAAGCUAUGAGUUACUGCAGGGAGCACCACACUGACCUUGUUCAUAUUACCACCGAAGACAUUCAAGAGAAGGUGGCUGAAAAGGCAAAGAAUGCAACUACACCCCACGUUUGGCUCGGCCUACGCUACACCUGCAACUCUAACUUUUGGUUCUGGACCAGGUCAUCUACUGCCUGUUACCAGAACUGGGCCCCUGGACAAGGAUCUGAGGGGAAAUAUGACUGUGGUGUUACAGGUGCCAUUGAGACCACUGGGAGGCAGCAGUGGGUAGGCUUGCCUGAGACAGAAAAACUGAAUUUCAUUUGCUAUGGAUGUGCUGGGUGAGUGUGGAAGGCCAGUGACAAUUCAGGUGUCAGAGAUGCUGUAUGAAGAAAAAACACAUUUGUGUUUGUUAAAUUUAUAUUUUUGUAGUGGUUAAUUUAACAUUCACAACCAUGUUUUUGACAAUUGUACUGUUAAACCAGCAGAUUUCAACAGAGGUUAUUUUAAUGUUCACCUAUGAUGUCAUACUUCUACCUUUGUUGAAAUACAGCUGCCCUCUCUAUUGUUGGGACUGAAUUUCAUUAAAUAUGAAAACCUCAUGCAGUGUGUAGGCGUGCACAUUCACAGUCAUGGGCAGCAAGAGUAAUGUGAGAACACAGAUCUGCUCUAUGCCUUUCACUCGGGGUUACUAUUUGCAUGUUGACCCCCUGGGUUGGGCCCCCAAGAUUGUCUUUUUUAGACCACCAGAGUAUGGCCCCGAUCCAGACUGCCUGCUGCCCUCACUGACCUGACCUUCACUAGCAGCCACAUGGAAGACAGAGCUCACAGACACUCACCUUCCUGUCUGCACCCUUGAGGUACUCGGAGCAUCUAUAACCAUGGGAACCGGCAGCGAUCCCUUUUCAGUGAUGUAUUUCAUCAAUCUCAAACAUAAAUGCAACUGUGAACAGACUGUUUUCACUGUUAUCAUCCAGAUACAUGUUUGAUUGAGUUUUUAUUGUCAGUUGGUAUAUGUUAAAGUCUAUGUACCUUGAGGUGGAAAAAAGAAGAAACUGUGUGAAGAGUGAUACACAGGAAAAUGUUUGUGUGUGUUUAAUAAUGUAAGUCAUUGUAGCUGCUGUUAGUUAAAACUAUUUAAAAACAAAUGGUGAUAUGAGGUGCAUACUAAAGAGAGUCCUUAAAUCACAAACUGAUAAUAAAAUUCUAUGGGUCUAAAUUCCAACAUGUUCCCAUAUUCUUGUAAUAUCUUUCAGCACAUUCAAUAUUAUCAUAAGGGUACUGCUCAUGAAAGUUUUAUUAGUAUAUGAGUAUGUUUGCAUCAUUGAAUAAAAUAAUCCCAUAUAACCACUGAAUAC
Messenger RNA from Lates calcarifer (barramundi perch), 2647 nucleotides. RefSeq names its product C-type mannose receptor 2. The record is from RefSeq and is a predicted model, not a curated record. The coding region runs from base 186 to 1634 and encodes 482 amino acids. NCBI's taxonomy places the organism in Eukaryota, Metazoa, Chordata, Actinopteri, Centropomidae. The transcript has 5 exons.